Messenger RNA from Podarcis raffonei (Aeolian wall lizard), 1597 nucleotides. It is a transcript of the gene HIBCH, whose product is annotated as 3-hydroxyisobutyryl-CoA hydrolase. Gene Ontology annotation, biological process: L-valine catabolic process. NCBI's taxonomy places the organism in Eukaryota, Metazoa, Chordata, Lepidosauria, Squamata, Lacertidae. The transcript is spliced from 14 exons. Gene Ontology annotation, cellular component: mitochondrion. The coding region runs from base 126 to 1298 and encodes 390 amino acids. Gene Ontology annotation, molecular function: 3-hydroxyisobutyryl-CoA hydrolase activity. The record is from RefSeq and is a predicted model, not a curated record.
AGUCAGCUGCGCGAGCGUGCAUAGCGGCGCAGCCACGUGAUGUCAUCACCUCGCGCCCUGCUGGCCUCCUCUCCUCAUACCCGUCGAAGCCGUGCGUUAGUGGGCGAGAGAGCGCCGGCGGCAGGAUGGGGCUGCCGGCUGUGGCUCCGGUGUUGAGGCGGAGGCUUCCCAGAUUGAAGCCAUUCAACAGGCUACAGGUCAUUGUAGAACAUUUGAGUAUGUCCAAGACGGCAGCUUCUUCCUCUGAGGUUCUCUUGGAAAAAAAGGGGUGUGCUGGUGUUAUAACCAUGAACAGACCCAAGGCUCUGAAUGCAUUAAAUAUAUCCAUGAUUCGACAGAUGUAUCCACAACUGAAGAAAUGGGAGAAGGACCCUGACACCUUUUUAAUAAUAAUAAAGGGAGCUGGAGACAAAGCUUUCUGUGCAGGAGGCGAUAUCAGAGCUAUCGUUGAAGCAGGAAGAGCGGGAGAAGGGAUGCCACAGUAUUUCUUCAGAGAAGAGUACGCCUUGAACAAUGCUAUCGGCACCUGCCAGAAGCCAUACGUGGCGCUUAUUGAUGGGAUUACAAUGGGAGGUGGUGUCGGUGUGUCUGUUCAUGGGCACUUCAGAGUCGCUACAGAGAAGACGGUUUUUGCAAUGCCAGAGACAGCCAUUGGUCUUUUUCCUGACGUAGGUGGAGGCUACUUCUUGCCAAGGCUUUCAGGGAAGCUGGGAUAUUUUCUUGCCAUGACUGGAUUCAGGUUGAAAGGAAAAGAUGUUCACAAAGCGGGAAUUGCUACUCACUUCAUAGAAGCAGAGAAGAUGGCUGCCCUAGAAAAGGAUUUGACGGAAUUAAAGUCCCCAUCGAAGGAAAAUGUUGCUGAUAUAUUGGAUUCGUAUCACAAGAAGUGCAAAAUUGAUCAAGAAAAAGAAUUCGUGCUUGGCGAGCACAUGGACAAGAUUAACAGCUUAUUUUCAGCAAACAGCAUGGAAGAAAUUGUUCAGAACCUGAAGAAGGAUGGCUCCCCUUUUGCACUUAAGCAGCUAGAGACCAUUACAAAAAUGUCUCCAACAUCUUUAAAGAUGACCUUGAGGCAGCUUAGAGAAGGAGCUUCCCUGAGCCUGCAGGAUGUGUUCACCAUGGAGUACAGGCUGAGCCAAGCUUGCAUGCGAGGCCAUGACUUCUAUGAAGGCGUCCGAGCAGUGAUAAUUGACAAAGAUCAGUCUCCAAAGUGGAAGCCAGCCGUUUUGGAAGAAGUAACAGAUGAAUAUUUGGACUCAUGCUUUAAGUCUCUUGGAAGCGGUGAUCUCAAAUUAUAAAAGAUUUGGACUAAUGCUGUGCCUCUUUUAGCUCUAGCUUUUACUUAAAGCAACUAAUGAAUAAUUUUGAAUUUGACAUAUUUGGGAUAACUGGCAUUGAGUGAAAUGCUCAUCGCUGUUGUAUCAAGUACUGGGGUCAAAUAUUGGUCUAGAGGGAAUUGUUGGGGCAGUGCUAUCCAGGGGUUAGCCAGAUAUCCAUCCUAGAGCUUUAUCACCUGUGUGUUUGCAUUUUUACUUUUCCAUGUAAAAUGAACAAGAUUAUUUCAUAUAAAGACUCAGAUAUCCUUGAAUCAACUAAA